UUUCAAUGAAGAAAUUCAAAGAGAUAAAAAAAACAGGAGAUGGGACUUUUGGUGUGGUUAUGAAGGCAGAAGAUAUCUAAAGUUGUGAAUUAGUAGCAAUAAAAAAAAUGAAAUAAAAAUAUCAUAAUUUUGAAGAGUGUACAAAUUUAAGAGAAGUUAAAGCCUUAAUGAAACUUUAAAAUCAUGCAAAUAUUGUAAAACUUAAAGAAAGUAAACCUUAAUUUAAAUAUAUUUAAUAGUUUAUCUAGAUGUAGAUACACUUUGUCUUGUGUUUGAGUUUGUAGAGAAGAGUAUUUAUUAAAUAUACUCAUAACAUAAAGAAUAAGUAGAAUUUAAUUCUAAAGUUGAUAUUAGGGUAAAACUAUGUCUGAUGAUCAAAUAAAAUCAAUAAUCUAUUAAGUUGCGAAUGGUUUAAGUUAUAUGCAUAAGCAUGGUUACUUUCAUAGAGAUUUAAAACCUGAGAAUUUGCUAAUGACUGAAGAUGGAGUCGUAAAGAUAAUUGAUUUUGGUCUGGCAAGAGAAAUAAGGUCACGCCCACCUUAUACCGAUUAUGUAGCAACAAGAUGGUAUAGGGUAAGCUGAGCAACUUAUAUAUUUAGGCUCCAGAAAUAUUAUUGAAAUAAAUCAAUUACAAUAGUCCAGUUGAUAUAUUUGCUUUAGGAUGCAUAAUGGCUGAAUUAUUUCUUAAUAAACCUUUGUUCUCAGGAAAUACUGAGUUAGAAUAAUUCAAUAAGAUUUUAUCAACUUUAGGGUACUAUAAACUAUAUCUAUUUUAAGUACAUUUACAGCUAAUGAUUGGCCAGAAGGUUGUCGUCUAGUAUCAUAAUUAGGAUUAGGAUUGGCACAAUAUUAACCUCUUUAGUUAUAGCAUUUAAUUCCAAAUGCAAGUGUAGAAGCUCUUAAUUUAUUAUCAUAAAUGAUAAAAUGGGAUCCUAAUAAGAGAAUUACAGCUUAAUAAAUGUUGACUCAUCCAUUCUUUUAUAAUAUAUAGAAAAUAGCUCCAAGUUUAUUGUUUGAAGAAUAGGAUAGGUUUUAAUAUAAGGAAUUUAAAGAAACUAAUGAAAAUAAAAAAUAUAAUAAAACAAAUCUCAAAAAUGAUUCAUCAUUUUAAUUUUCAAAUUAAUAAAAAUUUGAAAAAACAGAUAGAAAUGAUUUAGAUGAUAUUUUAGAUUUCAUCACAACUGAAAAUAAACCUGUUGUUACAAAAUAAUAAAAUUAAAGUGCAAAAACUUUGGAAUUUAUGGGGUCUUAAACACAAUCUCUAGCCAAUUUAAAAUUGACUAAAAAUUAUUUAACAUGUGUCAAUUCUGAUAUGGGUCAAAAAAAGGAUAAUAGUUCUAUUUAUGAUUUUAGCCAUUUGUAAUCAUAUAAGCCAAAGUUGCCGAAUGCCAAGCAUUGAAAAUUAUAUCAUACUUUAAUGUAUUUUUAGCUCGGA
Paramecium sonneborni is the source of this 1435-nucleotide messenger RNA. The record is from the annotation of a GenBank genome assembly. NCBI's taxonomy places the organism in Eukaryota, Ciliophora, Oligohymenophorea, Peniculida, Parameciidae.